Messenger RNA from Venturia canescens, 1472 nucleotides. RefSeq names its product enoyl-CoA delta isomerase 1, mitochondrial-like. Gene Ontology annotation, biological process: fatty acid beta-oxidation. Gene Ontology annotation, cellular component: mitochondrion. The record is from RefSeq and is a predicted model, not a curated record. The transcript has 7 exons. The coding region runs from base 265 to 1071 and encodes 268 amino acids. NCBI's taxonomy places the organism in Eukaryota, Metazoa, Arthropoda, Insecta, Hymenoptera, Ichneumonidae.
UUACGUGUUACUAAUGCAUUUCUUUAUCUCGUAAAUACGGAAUAUUAUUUGGAAUAUACAACGUGAACGGAUAGAUUGAGGUUCAAUGGAAAACAUUGAGGUUAUGUUUACUCGUGAUUAAAUCUUGUGGACGACUUGUUUUCAUACACAUAUAUAGAGUUGGUGCAAAAUUGUGCAGUGCCACGUUCGAAGGUCCAAUGUUCAGACCAUCGUAGCAGGAAAAUUAUAAUUUAAGUGAGGAGAGCAGUCAGUUAUUCGAGCGCUAUGGUAGGUCAAUGUUACGUCGCUACCGCGGCUCCGAAACUCUUGGAGGUUACGAAAAAUAAUGGAAUCAGCAUUAUUUCCAUGGCAAGAGCUCCUGUGAAUAGCUUGAAUCUUGCAUUGUUGACUGAUUUAAAAGAGGCUCUGAUAACUGCACAGAAAGAGAACAGCGACGGUGUCAUUUUGACCUCCUCCUGUGCUACUGUAUUUUCUGCAGGCCUCGAUCUUACAGAAAUGUACAAACCAAAUGAUUUAAGACUUGUUGAAUUCUGGACCGCUCUUCAGGAUGCCUGGAUUGCCCUUAAUGGCCUCACUAUACCAACUGCUGCCGCUAUCAAUGGCAACAGUCCUGCAGGAGGAUGUUUGUUAGCCAUGACCUGUGAACACAGAGUCAUGGUCGAUGCCAAAUUCACCAUUGGAUUGAAUGAGACACAACUGGGUAUUGCAGCUCCAAAGUGGUUCAUGACUUGCAUGAUCGAUACAAUCGGAUAUCGACAAGCUGAAAAGGCAUUGUUGAAAGGAAAAUUGUUUACACCGAAGGAGGCUAUCGAAAUUGGGUUGGUGGAUGAGCUUGCAACUGAUAAACAAGAUGCAAUAAGGAAGUGCCAAGAGUAUAUUGAGUCUGCUAGAAUGGUUCCCGAAUUUGGAAGGAGCACAACGAAAUUUCUUAUACGCAACGACAGAAUCGCUGCGUUAAAAAAUAAUCGUGAAAAAGACCUUGCUGCCUUUGUUAGCAUUAUUAAAAAUCCGGAUGUACAAAUGGGACUAGGUUUUUACCUUGAGUCGCUUAAGCAAAAGAGUAAAUUGUAAAUUUACUCUCUUUGUAUUUUCUACGUUUGCACAUAUCUGCAAAAUCAUAUUUACAUUAUCGUUAAACUGCAAACGUACGAAAAAUUUUAUAUUUUUAUAAAAUUUUUGAUAAAUCGCUAUUGGGGCUGGAGUCCUGACACGAAUAUAUAAGGUUCAACAACAUUGCUCUCUACUCUCGCAAAACUCGAAAAUGGCACGAUAAAAAGGUCGAAAAACUAUCGAAUUGCCUGAAUUUAUUGCAUAUUGAAGAAAUUACGAAUAUUGUGCUGUUGCUAGCAUUAGAAUAAAAGGCGAUACCUUACAAGACGCUCUGUGUACUCGUCGUACCAAGUUUUGAUUCUGGACAAUAGUAGAUCUUCUCGGGCGUCGACAGUCUAUCAUUAAAAUGCGUGUGAUUAUAA